Nannizzia gypsea CBS 118893 is the source of this 795-nucleotide messenger RNA. RefSeq lists its product as hypothetical. Lineage: Eukaryota; Fungi; Ascomycota; Eurotiomycetes; Onygenales; Arthrodermataceae. The transcript is spliced from 3 exons. Bases 1 to 795 code for a protein of 264 amino acids. The record is from RefSeq and is a predicted model, not a curated record.
AUGUUUUGCCUACGGUCUGGUAAUAGGUUCAGUUUCCGGCUGGGCUCCUGGAUUCAUCGGGAUAUCACCACAAAACUACAGCUACGCCAUAAAGUCACAGAUACUCUCUCUAGUUCCUCUGCUUCAUUAAAGAGGUCACCGGCCGGCACUCAGAAUGGCCCCCUGCGUGCACCACUUCGGUAUCCCCAGGCGAAGACACAGCCGACUCAAGGCAGAGCGGCCCGCCUAAAGCCGAAACAGAUAGUGAUAUACCAUGCUGGUACCGGGAAAAUCGCCUUUAUCGGUUUAAUGCGAGUCACGACUAUCCUAGUGUUCGUUGUUUCCUGCGCCGUCGUGGCUCCAGCUUUCUAUGCGGCAGAAUUCCCAUGGUAUAUAGCUCCUGCAAUUAUUAUCGGUGGGGCGAUACCUAUGCUCUUCGUUUCGUUUACAGCCGCCCCCUUCGUGAACCAAGUGUACCUUUCCCUACCGGCCUUUACUCAGCAGUCAAGAGAACACCUACGAGCAUACCUGAACAAAAUCCCACGUAAUGCAACAUUGAAUGUUGAGACCAUGAAAUUUAACUUCUACCCCAAACGAACACUUGUCUCGGUAUCAGACUUGGUCCCUCGAACUUCAAUGGUUCGUCCCGUGAGCUUUAUGAACAUUAACCCACAGCCUAGGCCGUGGUGGAAGGGGAAAGAUCAAGUUUUCUUCUUUGCGCCUGAGAAGAGUCGCCCAGCAAAGUCAACUGCAAGGUUUCUCCCCGAGAUAUGGGAGCAAGUCUUUACAUUAAUUAAGAGCAACCGGGCACCGUGA